AUGACGGCUCUGCGGCGGACCCACCGGCCGGAUAUCGCCGCAACCCACAACAACAUCGGAGACCUUCGACCCCAUAGCCAAGCUGCCCCUCCCCUAUUAGUCGUUAGCCAAAUCCUCCCCUGUGAAGCUACCGGCCGGAUAUCGCCAAAACCCACAGCAACAUCGGAAACCUUCGACCCCACAACCAAGGUGCUACUGUAUGGAUCAUUUCGAUACUACACUCACUAAAAAGAAUAUUAUUGCUGAACAACGUCACGCUAUAUAUGAAGCCUUAUUGCAAGCAAGUGUUUCUGGAGAGUUACAAAGGGGUGCCAUAAGUGAUAUAGCUUCACAAUUCUCGGUAUCGAACCGGACCGUUAGUCGCAUUUUGCAUAAGGCUAAAAUUUAAAUUGAUCAUGGACUACCGGUUGUUUUAUCUUCAAAUAUGGCGAAGGUUGUUGGACGAAAAAGGGUACAAGUUAAUUUUAAUCAAGUUUUAGAUAUUCCGUGUUGCGGGAACGUUGGAGACAAAGCCUAUUUUAUCCGUGACUAAAGAAGUAACAAGGUCAUGGUUGAUAGAAAAAGUUUUGCCGGAUAUUAGAGCUAAAUGGCCGCGAAGUCAUGUUGGUCCCAUAUUUAUCCAACAAGACAACACCAAGCCCCAUAUUGAUGUCAAUGAUAACAAGUUUCUUGAAGCGGCAGCUCAAGAUUGGUUUCAUAUCCGACUUAGUUUUCAGCCCCCCAAUAGUCCGGAUUUAAAUGUGUUAGACCUUGGAUUCUUCCGAGCAAUCCAAUCACUUCAAGAACAAGAGGCUUUAGGUAUAAUUGAUGAAUUCGUUCAUGCGGUUCAAACGUCUUUUGAAAAAAUGCAAUCUCAACAACUUAACAAUGUAUUUUUAACUCUACAAACGUGUAUGAGGGAAAUUAUAAAGGUUCAAAGCGGGAACAACUAUCAAAUACCGCAUAUUGGUAAGAAUAGGUUGGAACGAGAAGGUAACUUACCACUUCAAAUUGGAUGUGAUGAAAGUUUGAUAAAUGAGGCUUUAUUGCAUUUGGCUGCCUAAUUUUAGAAAAAGUAUUGUGAUCAAAACAGUAUGAAAAAAACAAUUUUGUAUUGGUACCUUUGAUGGUGUAUUGUAUUUUGUCUUAA
Molecule: messenger RNA, 1129 nt
Organism: Lactuca virosa
Lineage: Eukaryota; Viridiplantae; Streptophyta; Magnoliopsida; Asterales; Asteraceae
Source: the annotation of a GenBank genome assembly